AUGACGAUAACCCAAAUCCACGAACAUGAUGCAACCAGCAUUCUUCCAAUCCUGGCAUCUCACCUUCCCCACUCAAUCACCUGUCUCCGCCGGAUCCAACACGGCGUCGCCUACCCGUCCCCCACCGCCAAGAUCCUGGCCACUUUCCCGUCCUCAGCUACCCCUGACCCUGGCACUCCGUGGCUGGCUGCACGGGUGGAUCUUUUUCUAGGCCGUCAGACUCAGAUCGUGCUAUACAGCAGCCUGGAGUCCCGCACGUCACUACCCCCGAUCGCCCCUGCCACCCAGAGUGACGGGUCCCCCGAUCCCGUCAUAUCCACUUUUGACGCAGCCCCAGCCGAGUUGGAUCUUGCUCGUGAUCAGCUCUUGGCAAUGAUGCGACAUGUCAAGUGUAAUUUGUUGCCCGAGUACCUGGCAUCCCUGUCUCUGUCUGAACCGGGACCUGAACCUGGAUCUGGAUCUGGAUCUGGAUCUGGAGCCCAAAGUGCGGCUGAAGAGAAAACUAAAAUUCUCCGAACAAUUAAUAGCCUCCCGCUAAUUCCACCCCCAAGCCCAAAGGCUUUCUUAUUUGGCGCGAUUCCAUCAGCUCUCUUUGUGUUGCUGAUGCGCGAUCGAAUCUUCGUCGACGCCAACGGACAGGCUAAUCCCGGCCCUGGACUGCGGAUUCAUCGUUUCGAUAAUCCGCCGUAUUUUACGUAUCUGUUCUCUAGAGCUGUCUUCGGCGCUAUGGAUACAUCGACUCUACCAGAUGGGUAUAGGUAUCAUGAUCGGAAGGGUAGAGUCGGUGUUCUGCCCGAGCAUUUGGAUCUCCAGAGAUGGUUUCGGGGGGGGGGGAAGAAGAUGCCUAUUGCGUGGGGGUUCCUGGGUGUGGAUGGGGCUGUUGCGACGUUAAAUGUCGAGCCUGAGCAUAGGGGGAAAGGGUUGGCAGUUGCGCUUUCGAAGAAGGUCAUGAAAGAGGGCAUUGUGCCUGGGGGUGCUUUUGGGGCUGAACGGUCGGAUAUUCAGGAUGAAGUGUUGAGGGACAAGCUGGGGGAGUGGGUGCAUACCGAGGUUGCGCAGUCUAACAAGGCGAGUAGAAGAGUCAUGGAGAAGAUUGGGGGUGAGGUUAUGGCUACUGUUAUGUGGACUGCCAUUGAGCUGCUUGAUUGA
Molecule: messenger RNA, 1149 nt
Organism: Penicillium maclennaniae
Lineage: Eukaryota; Fungi; Ascomycota; Eurotiomycetes; Eurotiales; Aspergillaceae
Product: Acyl-CoA N-acyltransferase
Exons: 2
Coding region: 1-1149 (382 amino acids)
Source: RefSeq, a predicted model, not a curated record